GAGUGGAAGAGGGAAAAAUAAAACAUAUCAAUAAUCUGGGUGAAAGAGAUAAGAGACGUAAGAGAAGACUUUGGAAGCAAAAACAAAAGGAGGCAAGAGAACGCAGAAGUACAAUCCUGUCACUAUGGACAAAAUCUCCCGCAGAUCACACUUCACACAGGCAUGUUCUACACUGGGCAACAAAAAGCAGGAUUCUGCACAAUCUCGGAGUCAAAGCGUCAGGAUGCUGCAGCCAUAUGGACCUAUAUGGAUCAAAUCCUCACAGAUAUUCACAUCAGAUAUCCGGCUAUAAACACUAUCCACUUUUGGUCUGAUGGUCCAAGCAAACAAUAUAAAAAUAAGAAGAACUUCUUUCUCCUCUGUGUUGUCCCGCAACGUCUGGGAUUUGAGAAAGCUACAUGGAAUUUCUUCCCAACAUCACAUGGCAAAGGCGCUCCAGAUGGCAUUGGGGCGACGGUGAAGAGAUGUGCUGACAGUAUUGUGCUGAGAGGUCAGGAUAUCAUAGAUGGCAAAUUAUUCUUUGACAAGGUGUCCAACAGCUUAAGUGGUGUCAAGCUGCAAUUUGUGACAAAUGAAGAUUUUCAGUCUUAUGACUCUCUCCUCCUGCAAACCCUGAAAUCAAUUCCAGGAACAAGAAACAUUCACCAAGUGCUAGCUCAGGGGAAUGUCAUCCAUUGUAGGUUCCUUUCAUGUUUUUGCGGAGAGCCACAGAUUUGCAAGUGCUUCAGUCCCACCAUUCACUCUUUUGGCAACACAACACAGGACCCAGAUGUCCAUGAAAGUUCAACCACUGCUAAAGUUCAAAAUCCUCUGGAAAUGCUGAUGGAGGAAAUGGAGAAGGAGCCGAGCAAGACACCUAAAGGAACAACAACCCUGAUAGAUCCUUGUGAUGUCCAAAGUGAAGACUGGCUUGUUGUGAUGUAUGAUGGAAAAUGGUGGCUGGCUAAAGCCUUACAAAUUGACAAAGAGCACGAAGAUGUACAAGUGGAAUUUUUUCAUCCUCAUGGACCAACUCUUAGCUUCAAGCAAAAACAAGGUCGUCGGGAUAUCUGCUUUGUGCCAUUUUCGGAUGUCCUAGUUAGGCUGAGAAAACCAUCCUCACCAGUCCGCACAAGCAGCACCAGGGGUGUAUACCGCAUUUCACCAGCUGUUAUGGAUUUUAUUGAAGGAGAAUAUGUGACACGUCUAUUGCCUGGGGAUUAAAUAUUCUGACUUUUAAGCGAUUUAGAAAGAUAUGAAUUAGUUCACAAUAUAUUUCAAAAAGUUCUGUCGUGUAUAUUUUUGUUUGUAUUCAUCUUUUACAUUUUGAUUGAAAAUCGUCCUGGUUGAUGACUUCAGUGACAAAGGUACAUUCUCAAAAAUUUAGAUGUUCCUUGAAAUCUAAAUAUGGUUAUUUCACAUUUUUUCUUCAUAUCUUCACAUUCUACAACAUUUCAGCAUUUAAUUCUUCUUAAAUGUCAUUUCAAGUUCAGUGUUUUCUUUUUACUUACUAGUUUGUCACCACCAUCAGUUUUGUGUCAACACCGUCAUGUGCCGUCAACUCUGUCAGAUGUAGUUUAUGUUGCAUUUUGUUUAAAAUAACAUUUAUUUUGUUUCUUGAUAGGCAUUUGUUUGUGAAAUGUCUGAAUUCAUGUAUUUGGUGCAUAUGUGUUUUUUACUAAUAAAUGACACUGUUCAUUGUGGUGAUUACUUUCAAAAUUGUUUUUUGUAUCAAUUGAACUGGAGUAAUUAAAUACAGACUAAAUAAAUGUUUAAA
Molecule: messenger RNA, 1756 nt
Organism: Xiphophorus couchianus (Monterrey platyfish)
Lineage: Eukaryota; Metazoa; Chordata; Actinopteri; Cyprinodontiformes; Poeciliidae
Exons: 2
Coding region: 163-1203 (346 amino acids)
Source: RefSeq, a predicted model, not a curated record